AUGUCAAAGAGACCAUUAGAUUUUAAACCUUUAAAUAAUAAUGACAAUAAAAAUAAAAUUUUAAAAACCAAUAUAAAUGAUAAUUCACCUAUAAAUAAAACAAUAUUAACCUCAAAAAAUAUAUCACAAAUCAAUAGUUCAAAAGGUGUAUUUCAAACUCCACUUGUUAAAACUAUUACCUACAAUGAUAGUUAUACAUCUUUACUUCAACCAUUACAACCACAACAACAAAAACAACAAACAAUAAAUCAACCACUUCAAAGAAAAUUAUCACCACCACAACAACAACAACAACAACAACAACAACAACAACAACAACAACAACAACAACAACAACAACAACAACAACAAUUACCACCACCACAACAAACAAUAAAAUCUAUUCAACCACUCCAAGGAAAACCAUAUGUAAAUAAUAAAUCCGAAGGUUUAAUUGGAGCAUCAUCUUAUAGAUCGGUUUCAAAUAAUUCAACAGCAUUAAGCUCCACUUUAAAGAAACAAUCCUUAUCAACUAAUAAUAAAACAAAUAUACCAAAAAAUAAUUAUCAAAAUGAUAAUAAAAAAAUUAUCGGUAUUAUUAAUACUCAUAAUAAUAAUAAUAAUAAUAAUAAUAAUAAUAAUAAUAAUAAUAAUAAUAAUAAUAAUAAUAAUAAUAAUAAUAAUAAUAAUAAUAAUAAUAAUAAUAAUAAUAAUAAUAAUAAUAAUAAUAAUAAUAAUAAUAAUAAUAAUAAUAUAAAUGGUAUAAAUAAUAUAAAUAAUAAUAUAAACAAUAAAAAUAAUAAUGUAAAUAGUGUAAAUAAUAAUUCAAGUAAUAACAAAUCAAAUUCUGUUAGUGGGUGUUUAAUUAGUUUUGGAACACAAGAGUUUGAUAUUUCAACAAGUCAAUUCGAUUAUGAUGUUGAAAGUGGUAGUAGUGAAAGCGAGUCAUCAAUUGAGCUUGAAAAUUUUGAUUUUGAUUUGGCUUCAACUUGCAGUCAAUCAUUCAUAGAGGAGUUAAAUCAUAAUAUAGCUACGAAUUCUACUCAACAAAGAAAUUUAGCAGAGGCUUUUAAUAAUCCAAAUUAUCAUGAUUUGCUAUUUAAUAAUAAUAAUAAAAAAUCAACAACAACAACAACAGCAAUAACAACAACAAAAACAACAACAACAACAACUAACACAUCAUCACCAUCAAAAUCAUUAGUUAUAAAUAAAAAUAAUCAACAACAGCAACAAAAACAAAAAGAACAACAAAAAAUUGAAUAUAAAAUAAUUUGUGAUAAUCCAAAAUUAAUUAGUAAUGAUAUUGAAGAAUGUUGUGUUAAAAUAUUUGGAUUACCAAAAUCAGUUGGUACAAUUUAUAAGAGAAGAGGUAUGAAACAAUUAUAUGAUUGGCAAAAGGAAUGUUUAAGUGAUAGCAAUUUAUUAUUGGGUGAGAAUUUAAUUUAUUCAUUACCAACAUCAGGUGGUAAAACAUUGGUUGCAGAAAUAAUAUUAUUUAGAAAUUUAUUAAUAAAAAAUAAGAAAUCAUUAUUUAUUUUCCCAUUUGUUUCAAUUGUAUGUGAAAAAACAGAAUCUAUGCAUGAGUUUUCAAGUGCAUUACAAAUUCCAGUUGAAGGUUAUCAUGGUUGUAAUGGAACUAUACCAGUUUUACCAGGAAAAAGAUUACUAAUUUGUACCAUUGAAAAAGCAAAUAUCAUAGUUAACCAAUUGAUUGAGGAUGGUAGGUUAUUGGAUAUUGGUUGUGUUGUCGUCGAUGAAAUUCAUAUGAUUGGUGAUGGUGAACGUGGCCAGUUAUUAGAAGUUUUAAUUAGUAAAUUGUUAUAUAUGUCAAAGGGACAAAUUCAAAUCAUUGGUAUGUCUGCAACCAUACCGAAUAUUGAUAAUCUUCAAAAAUGGUUUAGAGGUGGCGUUUAUCAAGGUACAUUUCGUCCAGUUCCGUUGACAGAGUACAUUAAAAUUGGUGAUAAACUAUAUGACAAAGAGAAUAACUUGGUCAAAAGCCUCCAAGGCACAGAAGCGAAUGAAAAUCAUACUCUUCAAUUAUGUCUAGAGGUUGUACCAAAGCAUUCAGUAUUGAUUUUCUGUGCAUCAAAGUUACUCACUGUUUCAUUGGCACUUCAAUUGGCAAAGAGUUUUCCUCAGGCAAUUCUAGAUAAUAGACGCGAUGAAAGGGAGAUAUUAAUACAAUUGAUAGAAUCUUCUAAUGGUUGUAAAGUUGAAGAGGAUUUCAAACGGAUGAUUAUGGCUGGUGUUGCUUAUCACAAUGCUGAUUUAACAAAUGACGAAAGAGAAGUCAUUGAAAGAGGGUUUAAAGAACGUUCCCUCUUGGUAUUAUGUGCAACAUCUACAUUAAGUACUGGUGUUAAUUUGCCUGCCCGAAGAGUAAUUCUAAGAUCACCAAGAAUGGGUAGGAAUGUUCUUGAUAUUAGAUCCUAUCGUCAAAUGGUUGGUCGUGCUGGUCGUGCUGGUAUUGAUGAAUUUGGUGAAUCAAUUUUAAUGUGUGAUCAUUUCGCACCCGAUAAAGCAAAGAAACUUUUAACCUCACCAAUGGAUCCAUUGUUGUCAAGUAUUAAUAAAAAUGUUGAAUCAUUUCAAAAGAUAAUUUUGGAUUCCAUUUGUUCAGGUAUUGCUUCAGAUAAAUUUUCAAUACUAUCAUUCUUUUCCUAUACAUUUUAUUCAACUCAUUUAUUACCACCAAAAGAUAUGACACCCUAUGAAUACAUUCGUAAAUUAGUUAAUGACUCUGUGGAGGCAUUGAUAAAAAGUGGCCAUAUUCAAAUUUCAUGUAAUCAACCAGAUCCAAAUGAUAAGAAAACCAUUGGUACUGCAAAAUUUGAUUUAGAUGGUAAACCAACUGAAGAAUCAAUUAGAUACGAGUAUACACCAUUGGGUUAUGCUUGUUUUAGAUCGGGUUUAUCAAUUAAAAAUGCAAAAUUCCUCUAUGACGAGUUAAGGAUAAUUCAAAAUGGUGCAGUUGUUAUCUCUGAACAACUUCAUAUGUGUUAUAUUAUAUCACCAGUUCAUAAUAUUCCAGAAAUACCCGAUCUUGAUCAAUAUGGAAAGUUUCUAAGUAAAUUAAAAGGUCCUAAACAAUUGGUUGCUAAAUUAUUGGAAAUUAGUGAUCAAUAUGUUUAUUAUAAACAAUUGGAUGAAAUGGCUAUAACUUUUCAAGAGGAGAAUCGGAAUAGACGUUUCUUUUCAGCGAUGGUAUUAAAUGAUUUAAUUCAUGAAGUACCACUUUCAAUGGUUUCAACAAAAUACAAUUUAAAUCGUGGUACAGUUCAAAGUUUAAUGAAUGGUGCUGCAUCUCAUGCUUGGAUGGUUUCAUUAUUUUGUAAGAAAUUAGGGUGGGUUGAAUUGGAAGCAUUGGUCAAUUUAUAUAUUCAACGGUUAGAUAAAGGCGUUAGACAUGAAAUCGUACCUUUGGUAGAAAUAAAUGGUGUUAAACAAGCUAGAGCUAGAGCUUUAUGGGCUGCUGGUUUUAAAACUGUAAAAUCUAUAGCAUUGGCAUCACCUGAAGAAUUAAAUAAAGCAGUUAAAUUGGGUAAAUUUAAUUCAAUUAGUAUAGCUGCAACAAUAAUUAGAGAAGCAGGUAAAUUAUUGGAAAGAAAAUCUGAAGAAUUAAGAGCAAAAGCAGAUGAAUUAAUAUUAGAUAUGUCUAUUAAAUCAACAAAAACAACAACAACAACAACAAAUUAUCCAGAUGAUAAUGACUUUGAAUCAAAUUUUAUUGAAUGA
Dictyostelium discoideum AX4 is the source of this 3717-nucleotide messenger RNA. RefSeq lists its product as hypothetical. Gene Ontology annotation, cellular component: nucleus. The coding region runs from base 1 to 3717 and encodes 1238 amino acids. Gene Ontology annotation, molecular function: hydrolase activity; nucleotide binding; ATP binding. NCBI's taxonomy places the organism in Eukaryota, Evosea, Eumycetozoa, Dictyosteliales, Dictyosteliaceae. The transcript has a single exon. The record is from RefSeq and is a predicted model, not a curated record.